Messenger RNA from Oikopleura dioica, 567 nucleotides. Lineage: Eukaryota; Metazoa; Chordata; Appendicularia; Copelata; Oikopleuridae. The record is from the annotation of a GenBank genome assembly.
AUGAUCUCGGCUCUCAAGGGUCAGUCCGGUCCAAUACUUGUUGGAGUUGUAUCCUGGACUUUCGCGACGCUCCAAAAGCAUCAAUUUGAGACAAGACAAGCCGAAGUCGCUACUAUUGCCGAGAAGAUCCGUGUUCUUUAUGGCCCGCUCAGGGGCAAUCGCCUUGUUUACCGAUCAUCGUACGCUGCGAUUACUCAGGAUCAACCUCUCAAAGAUUGGCUCCAAAAAGCACAAGAAACAAAAAAUAAAGAAAUGAUAAUUGCCUGGAGAAAAAUUGCAACCCCGUCGAAUUUGAGAAAUUCAUCACUCGUGAUAGAGAAAGCUGACCAGAUGGACGACAAUGACUUGCUGGUGGAAAAUAACCUCAUCGGAUUCCGCUGCAAAAGAAAAAACAGCACUGAUCCAUUUGGUGAUUGUGGAAACUGCGCGCUCUCAAGUUACGUUGACGGUGUUCUCGACGAGCUACAAACUCGGAAAAACGAACUCGAGGGGCAUCUUCAAUCUCAUUCUUCAAUUUGGGGCUCAAUGGUUGCGCUCUUCGCGAUAUUUGCAAGCUAUGCCCAGUGA